AAACAGUUCACACAUCCAUUUCAUCCAUAUUUAACAGCCACCGCAAGAAGCACAAGUGUCCAUAGUUCUGCACCUUUUUCAUUCAUUGAUCAAUAUUCCAAGCAGAAGGAGAAAAAAAAUAAAAAUUCUUUGGUAUGGGGAGUCUUCAUGAAAGCGACAUCUCUCUUUCCCCGCCACAAUUACUCAACCCCGAAUUCAACCCUCUUAACAUUCAAGAGUUUCGAACUCAAGCCCAUCGAAUGGUGGACUUCAUAGCUGAUUAUUACCAAAAUAUCGAGAGUUACCCGGUUCUCAGUCAGGUCGAACCCGGAUAUCUCCGCAGCCGUCUACCCGAAUCCGCCCCUUACCGCCCCGAGCCAUUCGAAGACAUUCUCAGGGACGUAAAAUCAGACAUCAUACCCGGAAUGACGCAUUGGCUCAGCCCGAAUUUCUUCGCCUUCUUUCCCGCCACCGUGAGCUCCGCCGCCUUCGUCGGAGAAAUGCUGUGCACAUGCUUUAACGCCGUGGGAUUCAACUGGCUGGCUUCUCCCGCCGCCACUGAGCUAGAGAUGGUCGUCAUGGAUUGGCUUGCAAAACUAUUAAAGCUUCCAAAGUCGUUUAUGUUCUCCGGCUCCGGCGGAGGUGUUAUCCAGGGAACCACCAGCGAGGCCCUCCUCGUGGCCCUCAUCGCGGCCCGUGAUCGUGCCCUCACGGCCCUCGGGUCCCACAAUAUUAAGAAGCUGGUGGUUUACGGCUCAGACCAGACCCAUUCGACGUACACUAAAGUCUGUAAGGUUGCCGGAAUCUUCCCGUCCAACAUUCGAGUUAUUCCUACGACCUCCGACGACGACUUCGCCAUGUCCCCUACGCUCCUCCGCAAAGUGAUGGAGGCUGAUGUGGCCUCAGGGCUGGUCCCACUUUUCAUCUGUGCAACAGUCGGGACAACAUCCACCACUGCCGUUGACCCAAUUGGUCAACUGGCUGACGUCGCGGAAGGUACAGGAGCGUGGCUUCACGUGGACGCAGCCUACGGCGGCAGCGCGUGUAUUUGUCCCGAGUUCAGGCACUUUUUGGACGGGAUCGAGCGUGUGGACUCGCUGAGUUUGAGCCCACAUAAGUGGUUACUCAGCUAUUUGGACUGUUGCUGCUUAUGGGUCAAACAACCCAACUUGUUAGUCAAGGCAUUGAGUACGAAUCCGGAGUACUUGAGGAAUAAACGGAGCGAGCUGGACUCGGUGGUGGAUUACAAGGAUUGGCAAGUGGGCACGGGUCGUCGGUUCAAGGCGCUCCGACUAUGGCUCGUCAUGCGAAGCUACGGGGUCGCGAAUCUUCAGAUUCACAUCCGUUCGGACAUCCGGAUGGCCAAGAUGUUUGAAGGGUUUGUCAAAUCCGACCCGUUGUUUGAAAUGGUAGUGCCGAGAACCUUUUCACUUGUUUGUUUUAGGUUUAACCCGUAUAAAGACUCCGACCCGGCUUACAUCAACCUCCUGAACAAGAAGUUGCUGGACUUGGUCAACACGACGGGUCGGAUCUACAUGACUCACACCGUGGCCGGUGAAGUGUACAUGCUUAGAUUCGCUGUGGGGGCCACGCUCACAGGAGACCGCCACGUGUAUGCCGCUUGGAAGCUGAUAAAAGAGUCAGCGGAGGCUUUGCUGAAGCGGAGUUAUUACAUUGUUUCAUGA
Molecule: messenger RNA, 1664 nt
Organism: Oldenlandia corymbosa var. corymbosa
Lineage: Eukaryota; Viridiplantae; Streptophyta; Magnoliopsida; Gentianales; Rubiaceae
Source: the annotation of a GenBank genome assembly